Molecule: messenger RNA, 213 nt
Organism: Pyricularia oryzae 70-15
Lineage: Eukaryota; Fungi; Ascomycota; Sordariomycetes; Magnaporthales; Pyriculariaceae
Exons: 2
Coding region: 1-213 (70 amino acids)
Source: RefSeq, a predicted model, not a curated record
AUGGAUCACCAAGCAAAAUCUUCUCUGAGCCGCGGCCAGGCUCCUUCAAUAAUCCGAAACCGCCGGGUCGUCGCCGUCGCAGCUUCGGCCGCUGCCGUUGGCAUGGUCAUCAAGCUUCGCGCCGACGCUAUAAAGAAGAACGAGAUGGCACAGAAGAACUCGGCAGUUCCGAAUUUCUACGUCAGCGUCGAGCGGAGCGGCGGCGGCAUCUGA